Ipomoea triloba (trilobed morning glory) is the source of this 1833-nucleotide messenger RNA. RefSeq lists its product as uncharacterized. NCBI's taxonomy places the organism in Eukaryota, Viridiplantae, Streptophyta, Magnoliopsida, Solanales, Convolvulaceae. The record is from RefSeq and is a predicted model, not a curated record. The transcript has 2 exons. Bases 340 to 765 code for a protein of 141 amino acids.
UCGUUCUUCCGCAGCCUUCCUCCGGUCCUCUUUCUCUACCUUUCGCUCGCCAUCCUUUCUCUUGCAGCCGCUCCAAAUCCACCAUUUCUGCUCUUCUUCUGGCAUCCUUAUAUACCACCAACCACACUCAUGGCCUGCCUAUCACCCUUACCCCGAAAAAGAAGAACUUUACAACGUGCAGAGGACUGGGCUUCACUGCCUCAUUUAGGUGUCGGUGCCGCCGUGAUUACCGAUUAGGUCCUCGGCAGACUGGGAUUCCAGGAGAAUGAAGAAGAAUAAGGUAAGGAGCAGUUCGAGCACGGCCUUCUCCCAAUUCCGAAGCUCAUCUUCACCGACGGCAUGCAAACCCUAGCCCCGAUCAAGGACAAACUCUUGUCGCUCUGUGCCGACUCUGCUCACCGUGUCAACUCGCAAUCCAUUUCCGAGACGCUUCAGAUCUCGCCUGGCCACACGCGCCUUGUGCUCAAAACCGUUGCUACCGUCCUGCACUCCGAAUCGGAUCCCCUCGCCACCGCCAAUCCCGCCGAGGUUGAUUCCGUCGGCGUGAAUGUUUUCGAUUUGGUGGUGUUUCUGUACAUUCAGAGUUAUAAGAGGCCCCUUCCCAAGGGGCAUAAGGACUCCGCUGCAGUCGCAGAUGUUUGGCCAUCCACUUCUGCGUUCGAUGGCUUCUUAUCUGCCCUUUCGCCACUGCAAUUUGCUUUCUACAGUAUGUGGUCUUUGGACAUAGCAUGCUUAACCUAUGGACAGAUCAAGGAUCACUCUUAGGCAUUGAUGCACUUCUUGGUUGCCCUUUACACCUCCCUAUCUCUAAGGUGAAUUAAUUUUAUAGCAUUUUAUUUUGACUUUAUCUUUCCAGUAUACUUUCAUCUAGAUGAAAAUAAUAAUUUUGUGACAGUGGAUUUCUUACACUUUCUAAUUGUGUAACAGUGUAUUUCUUCCUCCUGCUUGGUGUGUAUAAAUGUAUUGGCUGUGAUUGGAUACAUACACAAACAUACAUUUGUACUUUUAGUGUUCUCUCUCCCCCUUCCCCAAAACAAAUGAGAAACACAAAUAUAUAUCCAAAUCUCACUGCGUAAAUAUUCAAAAUGGGUUUGUGCACAAUAAAAUGCUCACAAUUAACAUAAUUCUAAAUGUAAUAUAGCUUUGAAAUGAUAAAAAAUGAAAGUAUUCAUAAAUCACCUUUUGUUUAUUCUCUUGUGCUUCAAUGUAAAUGUGGUGUUUCACCAAAAUUCAGUUUCAAAAGUAUAUAAUUAUUACCUUUUAACAUGCUUGUUUUUGCUCACACGACUUCUGAAACUAAAUAUUACAUUGGUAAAUACUACUCUGGUACCUUAUUAGUGAAGAGAACUUGUCACAUGCCAAAACUGAAAUUAGAUUUACAUGUUUUAUCAUUAGUCAAUAUCUUCUAAAAAUGUACCUAGAAACUUACUUGUUUGUGUUUUUUUGCUAUUAUGAUAAUACUCUGAUCUUGGUUUCAGGUGUCAAUAUGAGAACCUUGGUAUGCUGCUGAUUCCCUUAACAAAGGGGUUCUAACAUUUUUUCUGUGCAAGCUUUGCCACUCACAGUUAUCCUUUUUUCCUGUAAAAACAAAUUAGCAUCACUGUAAAUAUUAAAUAGGAUGAAGUUUCGUGAGAUAGAGCUCACCUCUUGUUUCUUGAUCUUUCACUUCUGCUUCAGUGUAAAUGUGGGGUUUCACUAUGAAACAUCUAGUAUUUAUAGUCACUUUCUCAUGAAAAUUCAAUUUCAAAAAUAUGUAAUCAUUAGCUUGCUUGUGCUGGGCAUAACUUGGAAAAUUAAACAUUGCAUUGGUAAAUAAUAUUUAUUACCUGUCAA